CUGAAUUGGGCCUCGAUCCCAGGAUCCCCGGAUCAUGACCAGACCCAAAGGCAGACGCUUAACCAACUGAGCCACCCAGGUGCCCUUGUUUAGAUAUUUUAGAUAAAAACUUCUUACAUAUCAACUAUUUUUUCCUGUUGGUGGGUUGUCUUUUCACUUUCUUGAUAAUGUCCUUUGAAGCACAAAAGUUUGUGUUUUUCUUUUAAAGAUUUUAUUUUUAAGCAAUUUCUAUACCUUAUGUGGGGCUUGAAUUCACAACCCCAAGAUCAAGAAUCGCGCGAUCCACGGACUGAGCCAGCCAGGAGCCCCUUGAAAGUUCUUAAUUUCGAUGAAGUUCAAUCCAUCCACCAUUUUUCCUUUUGUUGCUUCUGCUUUCUAAGCCUGUUUUUGAGCCAUAGGUGACCUAGAGCCUUGGCUCAUCUCUCCAUGCAGAUUCCAUGUUGGGAAACGGUCACCACUCUGUGGCCUCCGGAUUGGUGACCCUCAAGUCCUAGUUUACUCAGCUCUGACCUUGGGCAAGUUAAACGUUUUGUGCCUCCGUUUUCUCAUCAGUAAGAUGGGGAUAAUAACGUCUACAUUGGUGUUAGGCUCAAAUAUGUAAAUUCAUGUAAAGUGCUCACAACAGUGUCUGGCGCUGUACGGAGCGAUGUCUGCUCUAGUUACUGUGGCGCUUGCUGUAGUAUUGUCUUUGUUGUACUAUUGACUUUGCUAUGACUUUGUUGCUGUUGUUACUAUACGAGCAUCCCCUAUAAUAUCAUUGUCCUCGAUGCUGUACUGUUCCGACUUUCAGGGUGAGCAACGUGCCACCCGUCUGCCAGAUGAGGCCACCAGGGCCCAGGGAGCACGCCUGGCCGCGGAGCCCGCCAUUCCUGGCACCCCUGACGCUGCUGCCCAUUUUUCGUCUCUGCAGGUUCGGGGCGCCCGCCCCCCACUAGGACAAGUGGAGGGGGUGCCCCCGCCCAAUGGGCCUGGCCAGGGCCCUGCGCCGCCUUAGCGGCGCCCUGGAGCCAGGGGAGGGCCGCGCCGGCGAUGAGGAGGAGGCCGGGCCGGGGCUGUGCCGCAAUGGGUGGGCGCCGUCACCGGCGGGGCGGCGCCGCGGGCGCUUUGUCAAGAAGGACGGGCAUUGCAACGUGCGCUUCGUGAACCUGGGCGGCCAGGGCGCGCGCUACCUGAGCGACCUGUUCACCACGUGCGUGGACGUGCGCUGGCGCUGGAUGUGCCUGCUCUUCUCCUGCUCCUUCCUCGCCUCCUGGCUGCUCUUCGGCCUGGCCUUCUGGCUCAUCGCCUCGCUGCACGGCGACCUGGCCGCCCCGCCGCCGCCGGCGCCCUGCUUCUCCCAGGUGGCCAGCUUCCUGGCCGCCUUCCUCUUCGCGCUGGAGACGCAGACGUCCAUCGGCUACGGCGUGCGCAGCGUCACCGAGGAGUGCCCGGCCGCCGUGGCCGCCGUGGUGCUGCAGUGCAUCGCCGGCUGCGUACUCGACGCCUUCGUCGUGGGCGCCGUCAUGGCCAAGAUGGCCAAGCCCAAGAAGCGCAACGAGACGCUCGUGUUCAGCGAGAACGCCGUCGUGGCGCUGCGCGACCGCCGCCUCUGCCUCAUGUGGCGCGUCGGCAACCUCCGCCGCAGCCACCUGGUCGAGGCCCACGUACGGGCCCAACUGCUGCAGCCUCGUGUGACCCCGGAGGGUGAGUACAUACCACUGGAUCACCAAGAUGUGGACGUGGGCUUUGAUGGUGGCACCGAUCGAAUCUUCCUUGUGUCUCCCAUCACCAUCGUGCACGAGAUCGACUCUGCCAGUCCUCUGUAUGAACUAGGACGUGCCGAGCUGGCCCGGGCUGACUUUGAGCUGGUGGUCAUUCUCGAGGGCAUGGUUGAGGCCACGGCCAUGACCACACAGUGUCGCUCCUCCUACCUCCCUGGUGAGCUGCUCUGGGGCCAUCGUUUUGAGCCGGUCCUCUUCCAGCGUGGCUCCCAGUACGAGGUUGACUAUCGUCACUUCCACCGCACUUAUGAGGUCCCAGGGACACCAGUCUGCAGCGCCAAGGAGCUGGACGAACAGGCAGAGCGGGCUUCCCACAGCCCCAAGUCUAGUUUCCCUGGCUCUUUGGCUGCAUUUUGUUAUGAGAAUGAACUCGCACUGAGCUGCUGCCAGGAGGAAGAGGAGGACGAGGAGGCCAAGGAGGGGGAUGGGGUGGAGGCAGAAGAUGGGACUGCCAGCCCCCAAGUACUCACACCAACACUGGCACUGACCCUGCCCCCGUGAUGCCAGCUGGUGUCUCCCUAUUUGUACCCCCUUCCCAGAGAUAGCAAGAUGGAGAGUUAGGGCCCUCUCCUGGGUUGGGGGCAAGUGUUUCCCAAGACCGACAGGCCUACUGGGUCACUUAUUAGCUGGUGAAGUUCUGCCAUGCCUAGUGGACCCACCACAGACAUACUGGAUCUUAAUUCCUCUGUGGUCCAUGCUCCCUCCCGAGACCCCUUUAUCAGCCUGAUUCCUGAGUCUUCCCAGAGCUGAGGGACCCAGAAUUCUGGACCACCCAAGAGGCAAGGACUGGUGGUUCUAGAUUCCUCUAUAUGGCUGGGUUGGGUUGUUGAACAGGGUCAGGAACCAGUGAUAUAUACUGCCUCCGGGGACAGCAACAGAGAUUAAGAGUUUGUAGGUCUGGGUUGACCUAAGAUUCAAGGGACUGUUGCUUCUCCACUCAGCUAACCAAGUAGCAAAUCAUUUUUUUCUAGACCAUGCAAGGAGGGAGGGUUACGGAAUACCCCAAGAAUUCAAGACUAUCUUUUUUAACCGAUGACAAAGAUUGUUGACUGCAGGUCAAGAAAAGACCUUGCGGUUCCAGAGGGCCCAAGAGUUAAGAUUCUGUGAAUCUAGAUUGACCACAGAGACAAGCACUGGUGGUUCUAGAACACGUUGAAGCGAGAAUGUUGAGCUACUGAGGAAACUGAAGAGUCAUGUUUCUAGAAUGCACAAAACAACAGAGUGUCUGUGGGUCUCGAAGGGCUACAGUGACAGCUUGGGAGGUCUCGAUAUUAGGUAACUCCAGACCACUGGCUGUAGAACAUGAAACCAAGGGGAUAAUCAAUGCUUUAUGAUCCACGGGUCAUUGUGUGUUUUUUUUUUUUAAGUGCCAUUCUAGAUUGUCCAAAGGAAUCCGGAUUCUGUGGCUCUAGAUUGAUCACAGAGUCAAGGAAGGAUGCUGAUGCUAGAUGGCUGAGAUUUGCCGGUCCCAGUUUGCCCAAUGGAGUUGGGAAUCUUGAUGAUUCUUUGUGGUUCCGUAAUGCCAAAAGGAAUCAAGGCUCCAGGGAUCCAGGGUUGUCCAUUAUUAAAACCUGGAAAGUCUAAUCAGCUCCUAGAACUCGGCAGUUCUGGGAGGUGGACCCGGGACUUGAUCGGCAGCAUUUCUGGGCUGACCUAGAAACGGAGGGCCCAAGGAAGACCCUGUGGAUAACAGGGCUGGUCGUCGGGCAAGGGAAGGAGAGGCCCAAGGCUGAUGAGUCUACGAUGCUCUGGAAUCCUACACCUAGCGAUGUGUGUCUAUUUCGUAA
This is a messenger RNA of Ailuropoda melanoleuca (giant panda), 3547 nucleotides long. It is a transcript of the gene KCNJ14, whose product is annotated as potassium inwardly rectifying channel subfamily J member 14. NCBI's taxonomy places the organism in Eukaryota, Metazoa, Chordata, Mammalia, Carnivora, Ursidae. The transcript is spliced from 2 exons. Gene Ontology annotation, molecular function: inward rectifier potassium channel activity. The coding region runs from base 963 to 2261 and encodes 432 amino acids. Gene Ontology annotation, biological process: regulation of monoatomic ion transmembrane transport; potassium ion import across plasma membrane. Gene Ontology annotation, cellular component: plasma membrane. The record is from RefSeq and is a predicted model, not a curated record.